Micropterus salmoides (largemouth bass) is the source of this 963-nucleotide messenger RNA. RefSeq lists its product as uncharacterized. The transcript has 11 exons. The record is from RefSeq and is a predicted model, not a curated record. Bases 199 to 963 code for a protein of 254 amino acids. Lineage: Eukaryota; Metazoa; Chordata; Actinopteri; Centrarchiformes; Centrarchidae.
ACUGCGCUUCAGGAAGGAGGAAACAUUCUUUGCUUUUUGAAUCAAGCUCGAUUUGACACGUCAGUUUUUUUUCUUGUCAGCAGCCGCAUUAGAUGAGCCGAUGUGGUACUUUUUUUAUAACCCUGCAAAUGACAACUUUACAUUAAUUUCCUGUCUGAAGAGAAGUGUUUUAGUUCACGACGGCUGUAACUUUUCACGAUGGAGCGCAACAGCGUGGGCUGCCAGGUGUGCCUCAUCCAGUUUAAAAGUAUUUUUAAGUUGAAGCAACAUUUUCUCUCAAGGGCACAUAAAGAGAAAAUGGAAAACGUCUUCCAGAAAGAUAUUUUAAAGGGACAUGGCACCUUUCCCUUUAUUACUCCGCUAGCGAAACAUGAAAAACAUCCCAUCAUAGGCUUGUCUCUGCUGACUCUGUGUUUCAGUCGAGAGACAGACACCCAUUAUUAUCUGUGCCAUGUCUGUGAGGAAAAGCGUCCCUCAGACAAGAUUUUACACCACCUGUCUUCUGGUGACCACUGCAGCAACUACUUUAACUACACCAACCCCAAUGUACUGCCUUUCUCCUGGCUCCCCGUGAUGGAUAUGAGAGCCUUUCUGAAGCCUGAGAUCACAAAGGAAGUCAAUGAAAGAGGGCCUGGACUACUAAAGAUGUUGGAUUUACCUGGAGAUCUGUUUAAAAAGCUUGAAACGAGUACCUACAAUGAAGCGAUGAAAACGCUUAGUGAAAAUGAGAAGCUUCCCAAGCUGUUUGAAGCUUUUAAGCCAAACAGGACGAUGAUACAAACAUACCAAAGAGACAGCAACAGGAAGCAUCCACUUCUUGGCAUGCAGCACCUUGUUGAAUGCAUUGGUGCUGGACUGACUGAGAAGAGACACUACCUCUGCACGCUCUGCAACCUAACUAUAGCCACCCACACGAUCAUCAAACAUGUCCUGAGCUUUGACCACAUCUUUGUUACUUUGUAA